Messenger RNA from Arachis duranensis, 954 nucleotides. RefSeq names its product dirigent protein. The record is from RefSeq and is a predicted model, not a curated record. Lineage: Eukaryota; Viridiplantae; Streptophyta; Magnoliopsida; Fabales; Fabaceae. Bases 139 to 711 code for a protein of 190 amino acids. The transcript has a single exon.
UGUAAUUUAAUUAAUAUAUAACCAUCAAUUUGCUUUACGGAUCCCCUUCACAUAACACCUAUAAAUUUCAACUCCAUAUGAAACAACAUGUUCAUCGAACAAUUGAGCCUAAGCAACUAAGCAAGUAAGACGAGUAACAUGGAAUCCACCAUGAGGAGACUCAUUUCAGCACUGUUCCUCUUGCUCCUAAUCACGGUGGGAUCCUCUGCCUCUCCAACACAUUGGCGAAAGAGGGUUCGAGAGCCUUGCAAGAAGUUGGUGCUUUAUUUUCAUGACAUCAUUUACAACGGCCAUAAUGCUAAGAAUGCCACAUCAGCCAUUGUGGGUGCGCCCUCGUGGGGCAACAAGACUAUACUAGCCGGCCAGAACCACUUUGGUGAUGUGGUCGUCUUUGACGACCCCAUCACACUUGACAACAACUUGCACUCGCCUCCUGUGGGACGAGCGCAAGGGUUUUACAUUUACGACAAGAAAGAGAUUUUCACCUCUUGGCUUGCUUUCUCCUUUGUGUUCAACUCAACACAACAUAAGGGUAGCAUAAACUUUGCUGGUGCUGACCCUUUGAUGAACAAGACCAGGGACAUUUCCGUCAUUGGUGGCACUGGUGACUUCUUCAUGACUAGGGGAGUGGCCACUCUCUCAACCGAUGCAUUUGAGGGUGAGGUUUACUUCAGGCUAAGGGUUGAUAUGAACUUGUAUGAAUGUUGGUAACUAAAUGUUGGAUACAACAGUAUCUCUUCGCAUUUUGUAUUUUAUUAUUGUUAGUUGUUGUUGGUGUCGUUGUUGUAUUACUUUCUCUUUGGUUAUUCCUGGAUUAUUUACUUGGUGAUAAGAGUUUUCAUUUUUGGGAUCAAGCAUUGUAACUUUGCGGCACAAUAGCACACCAAGGUGUUGGUGUCGUCACUUCUUGUUGACUUCAUUUGGAACUAAAAUAACUGUUUAAUUACGAUCUAA